AUCAGUAAACAUAACUCUGUUAUGUUAUUUUUCCAACUCUUUUCCUGAACAAAGCAUGUUACAUAUGGAGGAUUCUGCAGAGUCUAAGUGGACACUGAGGUCAGAUGCAAGCUCAGAGCCUUUACUCUAUUGUUGCUCAGCCUAUGAUUGCAGUGAGGAUCCUUUUCAUGGAAAAGUGUUAAGGAACAGAACUAAAGCCAGGAGUAUGUCUAUGCCAUCAGAACCUAGCUCUGCCAAGUUCAGGAGGACACAGUCACUUCACGGACCAAGCCCUGUCACCACAUUUGGACCCAAAGCCUGCAUUCUGAAGAAUCUUAAAGCUGUCAUGCAUAUUCAAGAUCCAGCCAGUCAGAGAUUCACAUGGAACAAGCCACCCAAAAGUGUCCUUAUAAUAAAGAAAAUCAGAGACAUCAGUCUGCUACAGCCUUUCAAAGAACUCUGCAUUUUUCUAACACAGCAGAAAAAUAUGAUUGUCUAUGUGGAGAAGACAGUCAUUGAAGAUCCAGCCAUUACUAGAGACAGCUUUGUCUCCAUCAAAAACAACAUUUGCACUUUUAGAGAAGAUUAUGAUGAUAUUUCCAAUUGUGUCGACUUCAUAAUUUGUUUGGGAGGAGAUGGGACUUUGCUGUAUGCUUCUUCUCUCUUCCAGGAGAGUGUGCCUCCUGUCAUGGCCUUCCAUUUGGGUUCUCUGGGCUUUCUUACACCAUUUAACUUCGACACAUUCCAAUCUCAGGUCACCCAGGUUAUAGAAGGAAAUGCCGCGAUCAUUCUACGCAGUCGUCUAGAAGUGAAGGUAGUUAAAGAAUAUAGAAAGAAGGGAUCUGUGGAGGAAAUGAGUUUAGUCACUAAUGGGAACAAAACUAUACAGUAUCAAGUGCUGAAUGAAGUCGUUGUAGACAGAGGUCCAUCUUCCUACCUCUCUAAUGUGGACUUGUUUCUGGAUGGUCACCUGAUCACCACUGUUCAGGGAGAUGGUGUGGUAGUGUCAACUCCUACAGGAAGUACUGCAUAUGCAGUAGCAGCAGGUGCAUCUAUGAUCCACCCAAAUGUUCCAGCCAUCAUGAUCACACCCAUCUGUCCACACUCCCUCUCCUUCAGACCCAUCGUAGUGCCUGCUGAUGUUGAGCUCAAGAUUAUGCUGUCCCGUGAUGCCAGAAACACGGCCUGGGUGUCUCUUGAUGGCAGGAAAUGGCAGGAAAUUGCCUAUGGGGACAGUAUUAUCAUCACAACGUCAUGCUUUCCUGUUCCUUCCAUCUGUUUUCGUGAUCCCGUGAAUGACUGGUUCGAGAGCCUGGCCCAAUGUUUACACUGGAAUGUUCGUCAGAAGCAGAGUCAUCUGAGUUCUGAAGAGGAAGAGUUCUGACCACAUUCCAAGCUUUUAUAGCACUGUUACUUAGAUGUGUUCUUUUUUUUUCUUUUUUUUCUUUUUUUAAGUUUUAGUACAUUCUCUCAUGUCUCAUUGCAGCUAAAGAGGAAAAAAUACACAAUUAUAUUUUGCUUUUAAAAAGUAUUUUAUUUAUUUUUUUUUUUUUCUUGUGACUUUUGUGUUCCAAAAAAACACUGUGUGUAUGUAUGUGUUUUUAAACUCUCAUUAGAAAUAAUUAAUUUUUUAAUUUUAUGCAUUAUGGCAAUAAGAAUUCUGUGGAAAUCUUAAUUUUUUUCUUUAAAGGUCCCGUUUUUCGUUCUUUUUUGAAGCUUUGAUUGUGUUUACAGUGUGCAAUAUAACGUGUUCAUGUUUCGCGUGUAAAAAAAACAGUAUUUUUCACACAAUCUGUUUUCACUGUCAUAAAAAUGGGCUGAUGACUUCCUUGUUCUAUAAAGUCCCUUCUUCAGAAAUACGUAGCGAGUUGUGAUUAGAUACCAGCUUAGAGCAUGCUGCCCUCCUGGAAACGCAAUUGGGCUAGUUUUGAGAAGCAAGUGGUUAGGAUUUGUUUUGAAAACCUGACAAUCCUGAUCUGAACCAUAGACAGUAAAAGAACGCACAUGCUGCAGAUGUACUUAUAAUCACAGGAGCGUUUUUACUAAUGAGAUGUGCAUGAAAAUCGCAUUAGAUUUUUUUUCAAAGUCCUAACAUCUAGUUAACAAAGCUAUACAGAGUUGCCCUUUGUGUAAUUAGUUACAGAAACUGUUAAACGCACCAGCUUAAAUAAUAAAAUACACUUACCGGUUGUGGACAAUAAACAACGCCAUCUCCAGACAAAGAUGGAACUGCUCCAUCUUUCAAGAAUAAUCUUUGUGCGAAUCCAGCAUUAAACUGAUUGAGAUUGAGCAAGCUGUCCUCAGCAAAAUGUGCUGCAUGUAGUUUUACAUGUGGAUUAUAAUUUUCGGGAACUGAGUUAAACAAAAAUUGUAACCAUUAAUCUCCAAGUACAGCGUCCCUGGGAAGCCCAAACAAAGAUGAUUGGACUCUGAGAUUAAAAUAACAGUGUUUCAACGACAUGGCGACAAACACAAACGCAACUCUUCCUCUUCUCUGUCGGAGCGCAACAAGACCACGUCCCUUUUUUGUGUAUUCAUGUGGGCGGAGGUUAGUCAAAAAAACUGUUUUAGUGACGUCAUUACUGCAGGAACUAGAGGGAUGUAGUCCAAACGGGUCAUUUUUUGUAGGCAAAUUCUGUUAAAUAAAAUAUCUUGCUUGGAAUUGAAUUUU
This is a messenger RNA of Carassius auratus (goldfish), 2650 nucleotides long. RefSeq names its product NAD kinase a (gene nadka). Bases 56 to 1363 code for a protein of 435 amino acids. Gene Ontology annotation, biological process: NADP+ biosynthetic process; NAD+ metabolic process. The transcript is spliced from 12 exons. Gene Ontology annotation, molecular function: NAD+ kinase activity. NCBI's taxonomy places the organism in Eukaryota, Metazoa, Chordata, Actinopteri, Cypriniformes, Cyprinidae. The record is from RefSeq and is a predicted model, not a curated record.